AGCUGAGGCGAGCGGCGUGCGGCUGCUGGGCCAGGCUCGGCCCCCUUCUCAUUGUUUGCUAUUGUAGGCGCAGCGAGCAGCAGCUUUUUCUAGCAAAAACCCCAGGCAGGCAAACAGCCUGCUUCUCCGCACCGACGCGAGACUGGGCAGCCCCGCGCAGCAAUGGCUUUAUGAUGGAAGGAUUGGAAAGACGCAGUAAAUGUGGUUUAUCGACACAAAGUAACAUGGAACAGCCAUUCACUGUGAGUUCACUGAAAAGGCUAGCAGCUAUACCUGACCAUACGGAUGUUUCGUUGAGCCCAGAAGAGCGUGUACGUGCCUUAAGCAAGCUUGGUUGUAACAUCACAAUAAAUGAAGACAUUACACCACGCCGCUACUUUAGAUCUGGAGUGGAGAUGGAGCGGAUGGCAUCUGUAUAUCUGGAAGAAGGAAAUCUUGAAAAUGCCUUUGUUCUCUAUAAUAAGUUUAUAACUUUGUUUGUAGAAAAGCUGCCCUGUCAUCGAGACUACCAGCAAUGUGCAGUUCCAGAAAAACAGGAUAUUAUGAAGAAACUGAAGGACGUAGCAUUUCCUAGGACCGAUGAACUGAAGAAGAACUUGUUAAAGAAAUACAAUGCAGAAUACCAGGAAUAUAUGCAAGACAAGAAUAAAUGCAAAGCAGAAUUGCUGAAGAAACUAGAGCAACAGAAAUUGAUUGAAGCCGAGAAGAAGCGAGUUGCACAGAUACGUCAACAGCAGCUGGCAACUGAACAGUUUCAGUUCUUUGAAGACCAACUGAAGAAGCAAGACUUGGCCCGUGACCAGAAAAUUAAGGAUAAUUCAGUUACAUCUGAGCAAACUGAUGGGAGCAUGUUGUCUUCAUGCAUUUCAACCCUUCUAAACAAUUCUUUAUCCACUACAAUAGCAAACAAGAGUGAUGCCUCUGUUGGACAAUCUCCUCCUAUAAGUCGGGCCUUAAAGCCAGCUGCUACACUAAGUGCUGUUCAGAACAAUGCAGCUGAAGGGAUGCGAAGUGUGGUUCUGGCCAAGGAUCUUUGUCACAAAUUUCUGCUGCUAGCAGAGUCAAAUACAGUAAGAGGAAUAGAGACAUGUGGAAUUCUCUGUGGAAAACUGACCCAUAACGAAUUCACUAUUACUCAUGUGAUAGUGCCAAAACAGUCUGCAGGGCCAGACUACUGUGACAUGGAGAAUGUGGAAGAGCUAUUCAGCGUUCAAGACCAACAUGAUCUCCUCACUCUGGGUUGGAUCCAUACACAUCCAACACAGACCGCGUUCUUAUCCAGCGUUGAUCUUCAUACACAUUGCUCUUAUCAGCUAAUGCUACCAGAGGCUAUUGCAAUUGUUUGUUCACCAAAACAUAAUGACACGGGUGUCUUCAGACUUACUAAUGCUGGCAUGUUGGAAGUUUCUGCUUGUAGAAUGAAGGGCUUUCAUCCCCAUACCAAGGACCCUAGGCUAUUUAACAUGUGUAAACAUGUCAUUGAGAAAGAUGUAAAAAUAACUGUAUUGGAUCUGAGGUGAUAUGGAUGGGAGAAGAAAGGCUUCCCCCAAAACAGAUGCCCAAAGGAGAACAUGGCUGCCAGAUUUUCCUACAGUGUUUUCCAGAAGUUACUGACAUUUUAUAUUUGUACGUUUUAGAUUUAAUAGUUUGAUAUUUAUUGCCCUUUCCCAUUUUGAGGUUAUUUUGUUGUUUUUCAAGAUAAGAGUUCACAGUGGCAUUCAAUCAGGAUAUGUUGUUAUACUGGAAUACUAUGAAAAUAAAGUGAAUUUGAAACAGUGA
Molecule: messenger RNA, 1779 nt
Organism: Elgaria multicarinata webbii
Lineage: Eukaryota; Metazoa; Chordata; Lepidosauria; Squamata; Anguidae
Gene: STAMBPL1
Product: STAM binding protein like 1
Exons: 11
Coding region: 171-1520 (449 amino acids)
Biological process (GO): protein K63-linked deubiquitination
Cellular component (GO): endosome; membrane
Molecular function (GO): K63-linked deubiquitinase activity; protein binding; metal-dependent deubiquitinase activity
Source: RefSeq, a predicted model, not a curated record